Molecule: messenger RNA, 1182 nt
Organism: Chlorella variabilis
Lineage: Eukaryota; Viridiplantae; Chlorophyta; Trebouxiophyceae; Chlorellales; Chlorellaceae
Exons: 11
Coding region: 1-1182 (393 amino acids)
Source: RefSeq, a predicted model, not a curated record
AUGGGGCUUCGCACCGCGCCCGUGCUGCUUGCAUGCCUGCUUCUGUGGGCGUCCUGCGCCUCGGCGGCGCCCGAGAGCCGCAGGCUGCUGGCGAAGGCCGCCGCCAAGCCCGCGGAAGAUGGCGGCGACGACAAGGUGCAGUCUGCUGAAACAAUCGAGGAAAUCUUCGAUGCCAUCGACGAUGACACCGGCGACGAGGUUGGCACGCCAGGGGACGACGCAGGCGACGAUGCAUCCACGGCACGGGGAGGCGGCGACUUCUCUAGCGGCAUCAACACCGACCCCAGCUCCGCAUCCGGCACCAUCACCAACGCAUUGACCGCAGAGAACACCAACAGCCUGAAGGACUCUCUUGGCUCCAAGGUCGACUCCUCCGCCGCCAACAAGGCCCACAGCGAGGUGACGGCCAUCGACUCCUCCCAGCAGGUGGAAAACGUGCACUCCGACGUCAACCAGGGCAACACCUACAACACCGCCGACAAGGGGGUGACGGAGGGGAAGGCCAGCCCCGGAAAGAAGAAGACCGCCACCACCGCCGACUCCAGCAACGAUGCCAGCAACGAUUCCAGCGAUAGCAACGAUUCCAGCGACAGCGGGAACGACUCGUCCGACAACAGCACAGCCAGCAUCGACACCGACAACAGCUCCGGCAUCAACACCGACCCCACCGCCGCCUCUGGCACAGUCACCAACACACCCACCGCCACCACCAGCACCGGGCUGGCCGACUCCAACUACAACACAAUCAACACCGUCACCUCCAGCGAGUCCACCACCAACAACAAAGUGGACAACUCCAUGAUCAACAACAACCACCACGCCGACACGACCGACGGCAAGACCACCACCAUCAAUGCCGCCAACGGCGAGGUGGUGCACGGCGGGGGCGCCACCCUGAACUCUGGAGGGCUGGGGAACACCAUAAACGCCGUGGACUCCUUCAACACCAACACCGUCCUCCACGAGAUAGAGAAGGAGGUGGAGAACAAGUACUUCAACACCUACCACACCACCGUCGUGAAGCCCGCAGCCAGCGGCGGCGGCUCCUCCUCCGGCGGCGGCAGCAGCAGCGGCAGCAGCGGCGGCACGCCCAUCCUGGUCCCCGGCGCCAGCUGCAAGUUCUUCACCCACGGCAGCAGCAGCAAUCGCGAGCAGAGUGACGGCCACGCUGCGUGCACCUGA